This is a messenger RNA of Sinocyclocheilus grahami, 1520 nucleotides long. Its product is annotated as caspase-1-A-like. Gene Ontology annotation, molecular function: cysteine-type endopeptidase activity. The record is from RefSeq and is a predicted model, not a curated record. The transcript is spliced from 8 exons. Bases 76 to 1233 code for a protein of 385 amino acids. Gene Ontology annotation, biological process: proteolysis; regulation of inflammatory response. NCBI's taxonomy places the organism in Eukaryota, Metazoa, Chordata, Actinopteri, Cypriniformes, Cyprinidae. Gene Ontology annotation, cellular component: IPAF inflammasome complex; AIM2 inflammasome complex; NLRP3 inflammasome complex.
GAAACCCCCAAAAGAAGUCAGAAUAAGGAAGUGCAGACCACACGAACGUUUUGUUCAACCAGAAGCUGACACAAAAUGGACAUCACUAAAAAAAGUGUGUUUAAAGCACUUGAGCAACUUGAGGAAGAAGAGUUCAAUCAAUUCAAAUGGCACUUGUGGAAUGGUGUAAUAAAAGACAUCAGUCCUAUUUCUCGAGGAAAACUUGAGAAAAUUAAGUGCCAUGGUGUGGUGGAUCUCAUGGUACAGAAGUACAGUGCUGAUGCUGGGAAAAUCGCAGUCCAAGUGCUACGCAACAUGGAACAAAAUGAACUUGCACAUCGCCUUGAGUUAAAUUUUCAGAAAGUUCAGCAGUCUGUGCAGGAGGAAGCAAGAAAUGCUCCAGAGUCUAUGCAGCCCAUCCAGUCCGACUGGCUCAGAGCAUACAACAUUACUGCAUGCAGCCAACAGUUUAAACAGAGACUUCUCAGAGAAAAGGGAAAUGAUGUUUAUAUGCCAACGAGCAGGUCUCAGAGGAAAGGCUCAGCUCUGCUGAUCACCAACAUUAAAUUUGACAGUAAAGAGGACUGCAGGGAUGGCGCAGAGAAAGAUGAGGAGAACAUGGAGUGGCUGCUGAGCGCUCUGGGUUACAGUGUUGAGAAACACACAAAUCUCUCUGGAAACGAAAUAGAUGGAAAAGUCAAGAACUUCUCUAAACGUUAUGAACAUCGAGACGCAGACAGCACCUUUGUGGUCAUCAUGUCUCAUGGGGAAAGAAUCCAAAAUAAAGAUGCCAUUUUAGGUGUCCAUUAUGAUCCAGAUCUACACCCCGAUGAUUACUUCUUUGUUGAGGACAUCUUCACCCAUCUGAACUCAGUCAAUUGUCCGGCUCUGAUUGAUAAACCAAAGGUUAUUCUCAUUCAGGCCUGCAGAGGAGGUGACGAUGGAGGUGUGUAUGUUCCUGAUCGAGUGCCUGCAUCAGACGCCUGGGUUCACAAGGAGAAAGACUUUGUCUGCUUUAUGUCCAGCCUCCCUGAUACUGUAUCGUACAGGGAUCCUGACAAUGGGAGUUAUUUAAUCAUGUACAUCGUGGAUGUGUUCAGUACAUGCGCUCAUAAUGAUGACAUCAUGGAGUUGUUCAGGAAGGUUGCCUCACGCAUGGAGAAUGACCCACGUUUCACAGAAGAAGAGAAACUAUUGCCUUGUAUUGAAAGGAUGUCCCUUGUGAGGAAAUUCUACCUGUUCCCUGGACUCUAAUGAUGUGCAGAUUAAACUCAUUUUAAAUAGAGUAAGAGAUGGCCAUCGCCAACUCAACAUCUAUAAAAAUGCAUUCUAAACAUACACAACAUAAUCCAUGCAAUUAACAUUUAUAUACAUUAAUUUUACUUUUUUCUUAUGCUUUGCUAUCGCCACAUUACAAUAUUAACCAUUUAAUUGCUAAGAAGUCGCCUCCAUCCAAAAUAGUGACUGAUUUCUCCAUGAGCUGGUUUGUUUUCAGCUGAUACCUUUGAUAAAAGUGCAUGUUAAUCAAUAAAGCUUUUCUA